Messenger RNA from Culex quinquefasciatus (southern house mosquito), 3159 nucleotides. Its product is annotated as zinc finger protein 26. Bases 85 to 3123 code for a protein of 1012 amino acids. NCBI's taxonomy places the organism in Eukaryota, Metazoa, Arthropoda, Insecta, Diptera, Culicidae. Gene Ontology annotation, biological process: regulation of transcription by RNA polymerase II. The record is from RefSeq and is a predicted model, not a curated record. Gene Ontology annotation, molecular function: DNA-binding transcription factor activity, RNA polymerase II-specific; zinc ion binding; RNA polymerase II cis-regulatory region sequence-specific DNA binding. Gene Ontology annotation, cellular component: nucleus. The transcript is spliced from 5 exons.
CAAAUAAACAUUUUCGAUGCCCUCGUCCUGUCAAAAGUACGCAAAAGUAAUCAAUUUUUGUAGAAAAUAAGCGUCCACCUUAAAAUGGACCCAAAAUCGAGUGUUUCCGCGCUGUGUCGUGUCUGUAUGAAGACCACCAAGGAGAGCAAAUCGGACAACAUCUACCGGUCGUCGUCCGAUCCGGACCAGCCGAAUCUAUACGAGAUGCUUGGUGCGAUCUGCCCUCCGGCAUUCCCCGGAGCAAACGAGAGGCACGAAACGAAGGUUUCCUCCGGAUUGCCCAGCGUCGUCUGUUUGAUCUGCAAGUCGGGCGUCGUGGCCGCCUACGAGAUUCACCGGAAGUGUAUCGAAACCGAUCGGAAGCUACGGGAGAUGGUAGUGGUUAAGCAGGAAGUGCUGGACGAGGAUGAGGAGGGCGAUGAAGUGGAACAGGAGACGGUGGUGGUUCACGCGGACCCGCUGGUUCAUAUGGAGGAGGACCAUGACGACAAGGACGGGAUACUGUCCGACGUGGAUUUUCAAGGGGCAGAUUCGGACGAAAGUUAUCACGAGAAACCACGAAGAGGGCGGAGGAAAAAGACGGUGACGGUGCCGGCAAAGCCUUCCUCGGGUAAGAUCAAGAACAAGCGAACUUGCGAGCUGUGCUCGGUCGUGUUCAAGACGAUCAAAGAAAUGAAGGGCCACAUGAGAACGGAUCAUCCUGGCGAUGUUUUUGGCUGCGAGGUUUGUGACGACGUUUUUGUGGACGAAACUAAGUUCGAGGAGCACAAAAUCAGUCACACGUCGGAGCGACCACAUGAGUGUAGCUAUUGCAAGGAAAAGUUCCGGUCUCUUACGGAUCUCAAGUACCAUACGAUGAAUCACACCAAUGAUCAUCCGUUCCGAUGCUCUGUGUGCGGAAAAGGGUUCCCUAAGAAACACGCACUGCAGUAUCACAUGCUUCGGCAUACCGGAGAGAAGCCCUUCGUCUGUCAGCAGUGUCCUUCGAAGUUCUACUCCAAAGGAGAGCUCAAAAUGCACAUGGUCACUCACACGCUGGAAAAGAAUCACGUUUGCGACGUCUGCGGAAACCGAUUUACCAAGAAUACCUCACUGAUGAAGCAUGUCAGACGAGUUCACGCUGGAUUACGGCCGUUCCCCUGCAGUCUGUGUACCUUGAAAUUCGACAACGCUCACCACCUGAAGCGGCACAUGAGAACCCACACCGGAGAAAAGCCGUACAAAUGUGCAUACUGUGACCGGGCGUACGCCCAGAGUAACGAUCUGGUCAAGCACAGCAAGAUCCACGUCGGACAGAAUCCGUACGCGUGCGAUCGGUGCGACGCGGCCUUCCGGCUGAUGACCGAGCUGCGCAACCACUAUAAGGUUCACUUCCAGCCGGGCGAUCAGAGCGAAGCCAACGCAACCAGCGCGCUGGUCAAGAAGCACGAAAGCAAAGCCGGCAAGGAGCAGGUCGAGUUCACCAGUAUGGCCACGCUGAAUCGGCGGUUUGAGCAGGAAAUGCAACGGAAGGAGAGUGAACAACAGCAACAGCUACAGCAACUUCAGCAGCAGCAGCAGCUACAACCUGCGGAUGCUCCGGUGAACUUUGGACUGAACUUCUCGUCGCGGUUUUACGUAUGCGUCACCAUGUGCUUCUUCAGUUCGCCCUUGGUGUGGAAUCUGGACGGACACAGGCCGCAAACGAACGCCUUGUCCGAAGUGUGCCGAAGAUUCUCGACAACAAUGCAGAACAAUAUGGGACAACUUUGUCGCGUGUGCAUGAAGUCCGCACCACCGGACACCUCCCAAAACAUCUACGCACCGCUGGCCGAUCCGAGCCAGCCGAACCUUCAUCGAAUGCUUGCCAGUGUUUGCGCUCCAGUUUUCUCGUGUUCCGAGGAUUCGAACAAUCAGGACAGCAAGGAAUCGCUCGGAUUACCGAAGAUCGUGUGUGCCCCUUGCAAGCAAAGCGUUCUGGACGCUUACAAACUGCACAUGAAAUGUAUUGAAACCGAUCGACGCCUGUGGGAAAUGAUUCGGGUUAAGCAGGAGCUACACAUCGAUGAUGAUGAAGAUCGAGUGCUACCGGAAAGCUCGGAUGAUCCGCUGUUGGAGGAGCAGGAGGAAUGCUCUCUGAAAGAGGAAGUUGAGGAUGACGACAGCGAUGAGGUUUGGAUGGAACCAGCUGAGGAUUCCAACGACGAUGAAGGAAAUAGCCGGAAGAAAGCUGGGAAGAAGCCAAGACCGUACUGCCCUAGGAAGCACAGAUGCGAGAGUUGCACGGAUGUCUUUACCUCGAUUCGGGUACUCAAGCAGCACAUCAUAGAGCAACAUCCAGAAAAGGCAUACAAAUGUUGUAUGUGCGAUAAGGCCUUCUUCAACGAGGCGCUGCUCAGCAGUCACAUGCUUGGGCACACAACCGGAAAGGGUCGGGAGUGCCACGUUUGCCAAGCCCGAUUCAAGUCGUAUUCCGGACUGAAGGCCCACCUCAACACACACUCCGGAUCGCUGUUUAUGUGUUCGGUUUGCGACAAAAAAUUUACCAGCAAACACACCUUGGAAGUGCACAUUCAGCGACAUGCCGGCAAGAAACCAUUCAGCUGCAGUCAAUGUCCGAUGCGAUUCGUGACCAGAGCGGAAGUUAGGGUCCACGGCGCUACGCACAACAAGGUGCAGAAUCACGUUUGCGACGUCUGCGGUUCAAGAUUCACGCGGAAGGUGUCACUCGUCAACCACGUCAAGGUUGUCCACGCUGGUGUACGACCCCAUCCUUGUAUGUUAUGCCCUCUGAAAUUUUCCACCUCAGAUCACCUGAAACGGCACAUGCGAACCCACACCGGGGAAAAACCGUUCAAAUGUGCCUACUGCGACCGGGCGUACGCCCAAAGCGGCGAUCUGGUCAAGCACAGCAAGAUCCACGUCGGGGAAAAUCCGUACGCGUGCGAUCGGUGCGACGCGGCCUUCCGGCUGAUAACCGAGCUGAGGAACCACUACACCGUGCACUACCAGUCGGAUGAGCGCCAGAGUGACAAGGACAAACCUUUGGUGUUUACCAGCCAGGCGACGCUGGAAAGACGCUUCGAGCAGGAAAAGUUACUCGGUGGACAGUCCGGAAAGGGGGAGAGUAACCGUUGUGAUUAGCGUUUUUAGUAAUUAAAACUUGUGUGGCUAUGUAAA